CUUGUUUCUCAUUUAACGCUCCAUCCCUCAUAGUCAGAGGGAUCGAUCUUCAUGUGUACGUUCGGCUACGUACAAAUAUUUUCGAUCUUUUUGUUUUAUUUUAAUGUGCACAAUUGAUAGUGAUUUACUAAUUAUUUUAUUUUUUCACAUUGAACGAUUAAGAUAAAUAGAACACAAUGUUGAGCACAGCAGCACAGAAAUUGCAAUUCUUGUACAAGCCGUACGCAUUAGCCAUAGUUUCAGUUGGAUACGUACUUGGAGAGCUAGGUCAUUACUUAAUUGGUGUUACAAGCAAAGCGACAGCGGAGGAUCUCCACUAUGGUGAUAUUUCUUGUCAAUUAAAUUCGACCACGUUAGCGAUUAUUGAUCUACCGAUUCAGUGUGAGGUGGCCAAAAAUGAAAGUUUUUGUGUGUCCCUGGAACUGAAUGGGACCAGCUAUUGCGAAUGGAACUAUAAUGGCCUUGGUCUCGACUAUCAAAUACUAGCUGGUCCGAGUUUCAUCGCCGUUUUCACGAUUAUAGGUGUUGCUUUGGGUAUCGCGGCCGAUAAAUAUAACAGAGUGAAAUUAUUAACCAUUUGCACGCUGGUAUUCAGUAUCGCUAUCGUUUUAAUGGGAGCAGUAAAAGAAUAUUGGCAAUUGGUUAUUCUACGUAUGGUUUUAGCAGCAGGGGAGGCAGGAUGCAAUCCCUUGGCUACGGGUUUACUUUCCGAUUGGUUCCCAGAGGAGCAAAGAGGACUCGUUAUGUCAAUAUUCAAUUGGGGCAUUUAUGGUGGUUAUGGCAUUGCAUUUCCCGUUGGCCGUUAUAUUCCAAAAUUAAACAUUGGAAAUUUGGGUUGGAGAGCAUGCUACUAUGGAGCUGGUAUAAUCGGAUUGAUCAUAGCUGCUCUUACUUUUACACUUUCUGAACCGGAAAGGAAGACGAUCGGCGAGGAAGGAACAAACGCCGAUGGGAAAAAAGUACCAAUUUGGAAAGUGAUCUUACAACCGAGGAUAAUAUUAUUAUGCUUGGCUGCCAGCAUCAGACAUUGCGGUGGUAUGUGCUUCGCCUACAAUUGCGAUCUCUACUAUAGAGAUUACUUCCCCGAUUACGAUUUGGGCUGGUGGUUGUUCGCAGUUACCAUAGUGAUCGGUAGCAUUGGUGUUGUGGUUGGUGGAGUAAUUAGCGAUAAAUUCGUUGCGAAAAUGGGUAUUAGAUCGCGGGUAGCUGUUCUAGCCAUUAGCCAAAUAAUUGCUACACCGUUUGCUUUUGGCUCUGUAUAUUUCAAUCCUUUAUGGGCUAUCAUUACUCUUGGAAUUUCAUAUUUUUUCGCCGAAAUGUGGUUUGGAAUCGUAUUUGCAGUGGUUGUAGAAAUAGUUCCUCUUCACUUUAGAUCGACCACUGUUGGUGCUUUCUUAUUCGUUAUGAACAAUAUCGGUGGAAAUUUACCGAUACUCGUCGAACCAACCAGAAUGGCUAUCGGUUUCCGAGAAUCUCUUUAUAUUUAUUACGCUGGUUUCUAUGGUAUUAGUUCUAUCAUGUUCUUUCUAACAAUGUUCUUGAUGGAUGGAGCUGUUAAAGAAGAACCAAAGACGGAAAUUAACAAUAAAUUUGGAUAUGAUAAUAACAUAUUCAUUAAUGACGAUGGACGAGUAUCGACUUUAGAACUUCCGCGAAUAUAUCCACCACCACCACAUCGAUUUGAAAAUUCUAAGUUAUAGAAAAAUAUCAUUUCCAAAGAUCCAACUUGUAUAUAAAUGAUUGUUUGUGAAAUGAAAAAAAUCCAUGUGAAUUUAAGUGACUGUAAUAUAUUUAUUGGAAUAAGUUCGACUUCAAUAAUAGUUACAUUUUGAUUCUUCUUUUAUAAAAUAUAAAUUACAUAAUAUUCACAAUUUUAAGUAAUAGACAUAAAAAUUUUCAAAUGUUUUAUAAUUAAUAUUUUAGAAGAUUUAAAGCUCCAUAUCUUUGUAAUAAUUUUAAUUUUAUAAAUAUCAUUUUAAUGUUGUUAAAAUGAUAUUUUGUAUAAUAUGAUUGAUUUUGAAUAUUGUAAAAUUAUUUUUUGAUAAAAGAAGCCCAAAAUAAAUUUUUAUUUAUUGUUAUAUUAUUAAAAAACAACUUGUUAAAUAUACAUAUGUUUAUGUGUUUUCAUACAAAAAUACAAGUUCGAACAUAUAUACACGAACCAUCGUGUAAUAUGCGGUAUAUGAUAGAUUUAUCAUUAUACUAUUUUUUUUAUGUACAAAUUAUUUAAUAUAAAUAAAAAAGAUUUUUUAUUUGUAAUGUACAAAAUAGUCGGUAAACCAUCCUUGAUACUUCAAGGCUCAAUAGAUUUAUGAAAUAUUAUUAUUGUUUGUAUAAUAUAUUUAAAGAUGUGUAUGCAUAUAUGUUUUAUAUACAUAUAUUUAUUUACGAAAAUACUUUGAAAAAUUUAUCAAUAAUAAAUAGUUCAAGUGUUAUACG
Molecule: messenger RNA, 2439 nt
Organism: Apis dorsata (giant honeybee)
Lineage: Eukaryota; Metazoa; Arthropoda; Insecta; Hymenoptera; Apidae
Product: D-galactonate transporter
Exons: 10
Coding region: 177-1700 (507 amino acids)
Biological process (GO): transmembrane transport
Cellular component (GO): membrane
Molecular function (GO): transmembrane transporter activity
Source: RefSeq, a predicted model, not a curated record